Molecule: messenger RNA, 759 nt
Organism: Suhomyces tanzawaensis NRRL Y-17324
Lineage: Eukaryota; Fungi; Ascomycota; Pichiomycetes; Serinales; Debaryomycetaceae
Product: mitochondrial 37S ribosomal protein uS7m
Exons: 1
Coding region: 1-759 (252 amino acids)
Biological process (GO): translation; ribosomal small subunit assembly
Cellular component (GO): ribosome
Molecular function (GO): mRNA binding; rRNA binding; structural constituent of ribosome
Source: RefSeq, a predicted model, not a curated record
AUGUCGUUGAUAAGAGCAUGCACCAGAAGGGUGUUCGCUCCAUGCCCCAGAAUAUGGCUGUCUGCGCUCAGACCAGCUGUAUUCUCCAGAUUCAACUCCAACAACCCAUCAUUGACUGCCCAAGUAUUCCCUGUGAACAAGGACUCCAUCACCGAGAACGACCUUGAUGAGUGGUUAACCGCCGUCAAGGCAUUGAAGAACGGCAAGACCAACGUUGAGACUGAGUCUGAAGUGUACCUUUCCACGUUAGCCACCCCAGAGCCAUUUUUGGAGCAAAAGUUCGAGCCUUCCGAACAACAGUUGGCCGAAGUUGAAGAGUUUGCCAACAAGGGCAUACCCUUGAAGUCCGACCCUAUCGUGGACAGCUUGACCAACAUGAUCAUGAGACACGGAAAGAAGUCCAAGGCCCAAAAAAUCAUCUCCAAAGCAUUCUACAUCAUCUACCUUAAGACCAGAAAGGACCCAGUACAAAUAUUAUACGAGACCUUGGACAAGUUGGGUCCCUUGGUCACCACCAGAACCCAGCUCACAGGUACUGCUAAGAAUAAGCUUGUGCCAGUUCCAUUGACCAAGAAGCAGAGAAACAGAUAUGCCAUCACCUGGAUCUUGGACAGUAGUAGCAAGAAGAAGUCCCCCGACUUUUCUGUGAGAUUGGCCGAGGAAAUCAUCGCUGCUUACGAGGGUAAAUCCGCCGGUUACGACAAGAAGGCUCAAAUGCACAAGACUGCCAUGUCCAGCAGAGCCAACAUCCAACUUUAG